UUUUUAGCUAGUUUAGUAGCUAGCGUUAGCUGGCUGUUGACAUGUGUAUAUAGAUGGUGUGUUGAUGCUCCUCUCCGCUGGUAGCAUUAAGCUCAAGCUGUGACUGCUUUUACUCCAACAAACAUAAUCAAAAUGAUCGCUUUAAAUAGCAGAUGUAGCCAAUGAAAUGGAGUAUGAUGAGAAACUUGCACUUUUCCGCCAAACACGCCUCAAUCCUUUUGAUCGGGGAGAGGAAGAAGAAGAAGAUGAUGCUCCACAAGGAGACAAGAUGCCCCCACAGCACGAAAUCAGAUCUGAGCUGUUCUCUAGGAGCAGAACUCACAGCACAGACCGGACCAUGGACCUCGGUCUAGCGGAAGAUCACUUCUCAUGUCCUGUGGGUUCUUUUGUGGCGUCCGACAUUGAACAGCUGAAAAUGGCCAUAGAGGAGUGUAAAAAACUGAUCUUGGAGCUGCCAGAACAUUCGGAGAGACAAAAGGACACCGUGGUGAAACUUAUUCACCUUCGUCUCAAACUGCAGGAGCUUAAGGACCCAGAGGAGGAUGAACCCAAUCUGAGGGUUUUGCUCGAGCACCGCUUCUCGAAGGAAAAGAGCAAGAGCGUGAAACAGACAUGUGACAAGUGUAGCACUAUCAUCUGGGGCCUUAUUCAGACGUGGUAUACCUGCACAGGUUGUUAUUACCGCUGCCACAGUAAGUGUAUGAACCUGAUUACCAAGCCCUGUGUAAAAUCAAAGGUCAGCCACCAGUCGGAAUAUGAGCUCAGCAUCUGCCCUGAGAUUGGACUCGACCGGCAGGACUACCGCUGUGCAGAAUGUCGCACGCCUAUUUCACUGAGAGGUGUCCCAAGUGAGGCCAGACAGUGUGACUACACAGGCCAGUAUUACUGCAGCACAUGUCACUGGAACGACACGGCCAUCAUCCCAGCUCGUGUCAUCCACAACUGGGAGUUUGAACAACGCAAGGUUUGUCGCUCCUCUUUGCGCUACCUGGGUCUGAUGAUGCCACGACCUGUGCUGAAGCUGAAGGAAAUCAACCCUCUGCUGUUCAACUUUGUGGAGGAACUGGUCGAGAUCAGGAAACUUCGUCAGGACAUUCUGUUGAUGAAACCCUAUUUUAUUACCUGUAAAGAGGCAAUGGAGGCUCGGCUACUGCUACAGCUACAAGAUCGACAGCACUUUGUAGAGAACGAUGACAUGUACUCGCUACAGGAUUUAAUUGACAUCUCCAGUGGCAGACUGAGCUGCUCCCUGACUGAGAUUCACACUACAUUCGCCAAACACAUCAAACUAGACUGUGAGCGUUGUCAGGCCAAAGGAUUUGUGUGUGAGCUGUGUAAGGAAGGAGACAUCCUGUUCCCUUUCGACAGUCACACCUCCGUCUGCCACGACUGCUCUGCUGUUUUCCACAGAGACUGUUACUAUGACAACUCCACAACUUGUCCCCGGUGUGCCCGGAUGACUGAGCGCCAACAGGACGAUGUGUCGGAAGACACGUAACUCUGGAAAGGACCACGUGAUGUUACUCGAUGUUGCACUUUUGGCUUGUUUUGUGCAUUAUGUGUAAACUGCGGUGUCCUUCGGUGCACUACAUUACGAAGCAGAGGAUCAAGAAACUCAUCUGUAAAUUAAUAUAUACAUAUCUAUAUAUUUUUAGCAUACUUUUUAAUUUACACUAUAAUUGGAUGUACUGAACGUUGUGCUGAUGUUUCUCCGCAGGUAAUAUAUGCCUCACAGUGAAAUAGGUGACUAUGCAUGAAGGAAAUUUAUAUUCAUCUCACAGGUAUUAAUUGCGUUAAUAUGUACUGCUACAUUUGCUGAAAAGUAAAGUUUAAACUAAACGUCAGCUUCCACAUGCAAGCUGUGUUGUAUUAAGUGGAAAGAUUAUGUUUUUCAACUUUGUCCAGAGCUGUCGGUUCCAAGUUUAUCAGGUCAAGUACGUCGGAAGCGAAACAGUCACUUAUCUGUGUGAAAUGCCUGGUUUACAAUUUAGGCUCAUAAUCUUAAAAACAUUUCUUAAGAUCUUAAAACUAUUUCCUGGCCCCGAGCAAUAGUUCCCAAAACUUUUAUGUUCCUUUUUUUCCAGAAGAAAUCAACAGACUUCUCCUUGUGUUUGGGAUGUGCAGUCUCCUCAUUUUUCUCUGAACUUGUGUGGUUUCAUACUUUCUGGUGUUAAUAUUUAGAAACACAAGACACUGUGCUCUCUCUUCUUCAUCCCCCCGUGUACUGGAGAAGCUUAGUGAAAAGACUUUGGUCUUGGGUCCAUAAAGCGCCCUGUCACUGUAUCGGUUCAUCUAUCGGCCACUCCUUUUAUACAUGCUCGUCAGUUUGAGAGCCAUUGUACAAAAGCAAUAUCUCCUUUUGCAUUUCAUUUUUCAAUGAGCCACCCUGAAAACUGGGAAUAUUUGACACAAUAAAAAUGACUAAACUAUCCUUUGAAAUAGAGCACCCUGUAUAACCACAGCAUGCAUUUUCGGUACAUUUCCCGUCCAGGAGAAUUACAAGAAAUGUGGGAGAUUAAAAAUGCUUUUCCUUUUACCCCAAAACUGUGAACUUAUUUCACACAGAUUGAUCUGUUUGAUGGCUCCAGUUUCAGUGUUAAGUAAACCGAUGUGAAUACUCAUUGUGUGCCUAAAAAAAGGUGUCAGGUAACAUGCAGUACAGCUGGUAGCUGUCAUGUUCAUGUUUUUACAGUCUUAAAGUAGCACAUUUUGUCAUCGGAUGACAAAGAUAUUAAGUGACACCUGUGCUUGUUGACCUCAUGUAUUUGUUGUGUUCAGUAUGAUGUUGUGUCAGUCGAAUAGACUUAACAGUGCACAGUGUUGUUGAAAGCCAUGUCCUGUUGUAAAAUCAUGUGGAGUCGAGCAUGAAUAAAGUUAUUCAGUAUGUGAAAGCUGCGGCAUUGUGUUGACGUUGAGCUCAACGCUCACCUAGUGAUGGGUGAACUAAUGCAAGCAAUUUUACGUUUCAUUAGUCCAUUCAUUUUAUAACAUGUUUUCUGUCCUGUUCGGGUUUUGUGUGUCUGUUAUCAUGUUUGCACGGAUGCCAUUAACCUGAGUAUGACAAUUGUGUGCAUAAAUUACCUGAUGACGUUAACCUCAGGAGGUCAAGCCCUCGAUGAGCAAUAAUCCGAUACAGACAUGGAGUGUUUUGACUUUAAGUCUCAUCACGUAGAUCUUUUAAUGAGAUUACAGCGUAAAGUUAGAUUUCACAGCAGCGGAUGUAGAUGUUAUUAUCUCAAUAUGCUCUGCAAUAUAAGCGUGUUCUUCUAUAUGCAACACAUGCAAACAUCAUAAUCUGAUUAAAGGCUUACCAGACCAUGCUAACUGCACACAGGUCAAAUCAGGAAAGGUCAGCCAGUCACAUAUAACAUAUGUUGUAUUAUAUUGGUUUCCGUGUAAAUGUGGUCAGAGUGACACUUGGACGCUUAAAAAUGCUCAUGUUUACAAUCGUUAAGGAAUAUAACGGAAGCACUGACUUAAUUUUCUGUUUAUUUAAUAAUAGAUUUUUCUUUUACAGUCUGUAGAUACCAAAGAAAAAAUAAUCUCCUGAGUUUCCUUUUGCCAAUUGACCACCUAUGUACCAAUUUGUGCAUUUUAUUGGGCAAAGGUAUGAAAUAUGAUUGUAAUGAACAAAUGUAAAAGUAUGACCCCCUAAGAUGUACAUGGUCAGAAAAACACUGCAUGUUCCUCUGUGUUAAUAGUUUAUUUCUCUGCUUUUUAUAUUAACAAAGGCCUCUGAAAAACUACAUUACAUUUAAGAAGACACUUGAAAGGUAUGUAUUGACAUUUAUGGUAUUUUUGUGUUGUCUAUAUGUUUCAGAGGUAUUGGUGGUUCAACACAGGCAGCGUGGACUCGAACAUAACCAGAACUUUGAUAUUAAAUCAACUCAACAUUUAUGCAAACUG
Molecule: messenger RNA, 3906 nt
Organism: Solea solea (common sole)
Lineage: Eukaryota; Metazoa; Chordata; Actinopteri; Pleuronectiformes; Soleidae
Gene: def8
Product: differentially expressed in FDCP 8 homolog
Exons: 12
Coding region: 167-1498 (443 amino acids)
Source: RefSeq, a predicted model, not a curated record